AUGGAGAGCCCUGCGCCCCCCGAGGCCCCGCGCGCGCCCCCCGACGCCCCCGCCGCGCCCCGCGCCCGCCCGCGCCUCGUCUUCCGCACGCAGCUGGCGCACGGCAGCCCCACGGGCAAGAUCGAAGGCUUCACCAACGUCCGCGAGCUCUACGCCAAGAUCGCCGAGGCCUUCGGCAUCGCGCCCACCGAGAUCCUCUUCUGCACGCUCAACAGCCACAAGGUGGACAUGCAGAAGCUCCUGGGCGGCCAGAUCGGCCUGGAGGACUUCAUCUUCGCCCACGUGCGCGGCGAGACCAAGGAGGUGGAGGUCACCAAGACGGAGGACGCGCUCGGGCUGACCAUCACGGACAACGGGGCGGGCUACGCCUUCAUCAAGAGAAUCAAGGAAGGCAGCAUCAUCAACCGCAUCGAGGCGGUGUGCGUGGGCGACAGCAUCGAAGCCAUUAACGACCACUCCAUCGUGGGCUGCCGGCACUACGAGGUGGCUCGGAUGCUCCGGGAGUUACCCAAGAGUCAGCCCUUCACCCUGCGCCUCGUGCAGCCCAAGCGGGCCUUUGAUAUGAUCGCUCAGCGGCACCGCAGCAGCAAGGGGCCCACGGAGGCCAAGGUGGCCAGUGGCAGGGAGACGCUGCGGCUUCGCGCCGGCGGCACGGCCACCGUGGAGGAGGUGCCCAGCGCGUUCGAGGAGGAGGCCUCGCAGAAAGUGGAUGAGCUGCUGGAGAGCUACAUGGGCAUCCGGGACCCCGAGCUGGCGGCCACCAUGGUGGAGAGCGCCAAGAAGACGGCCAGCGUGCGGGAGUUUGCGCGCUGCUUGGAUUCCGUCUUGGGCGAGUUUGCCUUCCCGGACGAGUUUGUGGUGGAGGUGUGGGCCGCCAUCGGCGACGCCAGGGAGGCCUGCGGGUAGAGCGGGCCAGCAGGGGGCGCACGGCCGGGCAGGAGAACCGGGGGCCGGAGG
Ochotona curzoniae (black-lipped pika) is the source of this 957-nucleotide messenger RNA. It is a transcript of the gene GIPC3, whose product is annotated as GIPC PDZ domain containing family member 3. Bases 1 to 906 code for a protein of 301 amino acids. Gene Ontology annotation, molecular function: protein binding. The transcript has 6 exons. The record is from RefSeq and is a predicted model, not a curated record. NCBI's taxonomy places the organism in Eukaryota, Metazoa, Chordata, Mammalia, Lagomorpha, Ochotonidae.